GUUCAUCUUUCCAGCUAAUGCAUGUGGUGACAUUUGUUGGUGUUCUGUGGAUGCUGGACGUGACUCUUGGGUAUCUUUUCUUCUCUAGGACAUGGCGUAAAUCGCAUUACAGUAUCAGUAGGUAAGGUAAUGAUAGGCUGUAGAUAAUGCUUGGGCGACAUCGAACCAAAUGGCUUCUUAUCUCUACUGCACGCCGUUGUUCUUCGAAAAGAUAACUUGGGAUUUAGAAGCUUCAGAUUGUCUCCUCUCUUGGCUCUCGGCACGUCCGAACUGCCUACAAUACCUAGCGUAGGAAAGUAAUGUGUGGACAUGCUAGGUAAUUUAUGAUACCUACCUAGGUACCUUACCUAGGUAUGAGAUGAUAUGAUAGAGCGAGCGCCUCUGAUUCCAUUUGUCUGAUCGCUUAGGAAUGCACUUCUGUUAGUGCGGCCAGGGGUCUCCCACGUCGCGAUAACAAUUCCCCGCCAUUUUCCUUAAACCUUGACCUUAUCUUCUGACCGCGUGCAUGCGCGACGUACAAUUGGCUCGAUCGAUGGUAUCCUGCGAAACUCUCUCGAUAACCUGCCGCCGCCGAGUGCUCUGUACGGAGCAGAGAGAUGGGAGAGGAGAGGAUAGCUCUUCAGUAUUGUAGAAGGCCUGGGCCGCGGCGAUUCUGUCUCAUCUCAUCUCAUCUCAUCUCAUCCUUUUUCUUAUCUGCUCGUCGCUGCACCCUACCGUAGCCUUGUCUGGCUUACUCCGCACCGCACCGCACAACCUCAAUGACAGAGUAUAAGAGAACAUCGUACUCCGCGAUCUUUCGGGGUUUGCCAUCCAGCACAUUUGAAGUUGAAGUCUCCACACAGCAUACGUAGAUUUGAGCCCAUCGCAGCCCGCAACCGCUACAAUGUCGUCAGACGAUGAGAAGAAGGGGUCCUCUCCAGCUGUCUCUGCCUUCGACGCUCCUGUCUCAGAAGGGCAAGUGGUCAAGAGACGCUUUCCUGGCUUCAGCCUGCAGGUUCGGCAAGAGGAGAGCAGCUUCGCAACAACGAAAAGUGCCAGCAAUGCCGAUUUCGACCCAAUCCCUCCUUCCAAACGUACAUGGAACUGGGGCGCAUAUGUUGCCUACUGGAUGGCCGAUGCCUGGGCUGUAUCGAACUGGGAAGUUGCUAGUUCCAUGAUUGCGGUUGGUCUCGACUGGAAAAUGGCAAUUGGUGCAUGUGUCCUUGGCAACACCAUCAUGGGACUUGUCAUUACUGUUAACGGCCGCAUGGGUGCAAUCACCCACGCUCCGUUUCCCGUCCUCUCACGCAUGCCUUUUGGGUACUACUUCAGUUACUUCGUUGUGCUCUCACGUUGUGUACUUGCCAUCGUCUGGCUCGGGGUCCAAACAACAACUGGCGGACAAUGCAUGUCUGUCCUAUUGACUGCUAUAUGGCCCAGCUUCGCGAAAAUUCCCAAUCACAUCCCGGAUGAUCAGGGUAUUAGCACUUCGGGCAUGAUCGGCUUCCUGUUGUAUUUCCUGCUUCAACUGCCCUUUUUGUGCAUCCCUUACACCAAGGUUCAAUACUUCUUUGCCUUCAAGAGUGUCAUUGCCCCGAUCUGCUUCCUUGCGAUCUUCGGCGAUACUUUGCGCAGGGCUGGAGGAACAAUCAGCAACAGUAUAGUCAUUACUGAGGGCACUACUAAGGCUGGAUCAGCACUCACAUGGGCAUUCUUUGCGAAUCUCAACGGUGUCUUGGGAAAUUACGCCACCUUGGGUCUUAAUAUAGCGGAUUUCAGCAGAUACGCAAAUAAGCCCAGUGCACAGAAUGUCCAGGCUCUUGUUAUUCCUUGUAUCUUUACGAUUGUUGGCCUCCUUGGGAUCUUCACUGCUGCCGCCGCCGAGUCCGCUUAUGGCCAUGUCAUCUGGAACCCGAUCGAGAUCAUAGAGCUGUGGAUGGAAUCAGGUUCUCAUGGAGGGCGUGCUGCUGCCGCUUUUGCAGCCAUUGGCUUGAUCAUCGUCACUUUGGGCAUCAAUAUCUCAGCCAAUUCUAUCAGCGCAGCGAACGACUUAAUGGCAUUCUGCCCCAAAUACAUCAAUAUUCGCAGAGGACAGCUUCUUGCUGCUGUCAUUGGUAGCUGGGCCUUUGUCCCGUGGAAGAUUCUCGCAUCAGCCGCGAAAUUCCUGGCUUUCCUGGGGGGCUAUACUAUCUUCUUAGGCCCUAUGACAAGUAUACUUAUGUGCGACUACUUUAUUGUGCGUCGGGGAAAUGUAUCCGUGCCGGACAUGUACAACUUUCAUGGCAUGUAUCGAUACUCGCCUAAAUAUGCUACAAAUUGGCGUGCGGUUGCAGCCUUCUUCAUCGGCUGUGUUCCACCACUCCCCGGCUUUGUAAAUAAUAUCGUCGUGGCAGGACUUAGCACAACCGGUGUCUCAAUCGGAGGUCAACACUUGUUUGCCAUUGGAUAUGUGUACUCAUUCUUCGCGGCUGGGACAUUCUAUUGGCUGUUCAAUCGUUUCUUUCCACACUCCGAGUCAAUUAUGGACCACCCCGAGCUGGGCGAAGAUAUCAUUGCUGAAAACGACCUCAAAAAUGUGGAGAAGAAGCGUGCGGAUCGGGCAGCAAAGAAAACGAGUGUUUUCACGCGCAUUUUCGAGGUUUGAGAUUUUGUCAUGGGAACAAUUAUUUAUUGUUGUAGGGCGAGCGUUAGGCACUUUUGUCUGGUGUAAAUCUGCUAUCGCCAUACGCGAUCGGCUAUAGUCUUUGCAGUGGCGAAGGAGUACUCGUAUAUUUGUAUAAAUACAAUUUUAGACUUUUAUCUCUCUGCCGGGCUGUGUGGUUGGGACGGUAAGCGAGUAAUGCUGUCCUCGAAACGUUCGCACACUUCAGGAGUAUUGGUCAGAGCUAUACAGUUCAAAUAUAACCUGGGACUAGAGAUCGCACGAUAUUCCUGUUUCAUUCAGAGCUCGGUUUAUAUUUUCUGAAUUUUAUAACUGCUGAAAUAUGAUAAUCCGAUCCUAGGGAACCUGGGAGUAAGACCUGUUAGGAGAUAGAGUUCUGGGUUGUAUUAAGCUUAAUUGUUGAAGGUAUACUAAAGCUGUGGUUUCUCCCGAGUUCUGGGUUAUAUCAAGCUUGAUUGUUAAAGGUAUACUGAAGCUGUGGUUAUAUAUAGCGGCCCUUAAGUAGCUCCUUCCUUAACACGCCCCCCCUAAAACAAAGAUAAUACUAUCCUCAGUAUAGAUAUAAUCGAAGGUCGAAGAGGAAUAGGAGGGAGUCUCGGGAGAAAGCUAUAGCUAACUCGACUGGGUAGACUAGAGGUUGGAGAGUAAGUCGAAUAAGGGAGAUGCUCGAGAUCGCUUUAAACCGUAGAAAAGGCGAGUUUCUUAUCUAUCGUACUACGUCUCGGAGGUGGAGGAGAUGCUCGAGAGCGCUUCAAACCGGGGAAUGGCGAUAUCCUAAUCUGUCGUACUACGUCUCGGAGGUGUAGUCGCGUUUUAUACGUGCGGCGCACGGAAGCUUGUUACCCUGCUCGAUCAAAUGGAAUUGCUACUAUGUUAGGAGACAGAGUUCUGGGUUAUAUCAAGCUUGAUUGUUGAAGGUAUACUGAAGCUAUAGUUUCUCCCGAGUUCUAGGUUGUAUCAAGCUUGAUUGUUGAAGGUAUGCUGAAGCUAUGGUUAUAUACAGCGGCCCUUGAGUGGCUCCUUCCUUAACAAGACCUUACAUGGAUCCAAGUAAAACAUGAACCACAUAUCCACAGCUCAAUCCCUCGAACAUCAGACACUUUGCUUCAUCAUGAAUGGACAAACUGCCCAAGCCGACAUCUUUCGAUGGGUGAAAUCCUCUGAAGAUGUUUUGAAGGAAAAUGAGCUACAGCUCAACGCCAGAGCCACUUAGCAUCUUCGUGGAGAAGUUUUAGUCGGCAUAGACACGGGGAGAGCACUGCUGGAAUAGAGUGGUGGUCUUGUUGUGCAUGCUUCCUGUUCUUGUGCUGCGUUCUCUUGGCAUACAUUAAACCGCUGUCUUUAUAGUCGAAGUUCAUCUCUUUAUUUAUUUUGCUCUUACGUUGAGGUGAUCAAUAUAGCAGUUACUUAAUA
Cadophora gregata is the source of this 4054-nucleotide messenger RNA. RefSeq lists its product as uncharacterized. Gene Ontology annotation, biological process: nucleobase transport; transmembrane transport. NCBI's taxonomy places the organism in Eukaryota, Fungi, Ascomycota, Leotiomycetes, Helotiales, Ploettnerulaceae. The record is from RefSeq and is a predicted model, not a curated record. Gene Ontology annotation, molecular function: nucleobase transmembrane transporter activity. Bases 884 to 2623 code for a protein of 579 amino acids. The transcript is spliced from 11 exons. Gene Ontology annotation, cellular component: plasma membrane.